GUCCUUCAACUCCCUCCUACGUCCGUCAGAAGCAGCGGCGCAGCACAGUGGAUCUUAGCGACACCGACGGUCGACUCUGUAACUUAGACAGCGGCGAAGCGGAAAUAGUUCUAUACUAUCAACUGUCUAUUUGUCACUACCCUAUUUGCACGAGACAAGGAAAGAGUAUGGGGAACUGGUCCGAACUUUGUAAUGACAUUCUAGGACUGAUUGUGGAUCAGUUUUCGGCAAUCGAAGAUAUUGUUCAUUUUGGUGCGGUUUGUAGGCCAUGGCGAUCAGUUUCAGUCGAGAAGUUGCACUUCUCUACUAUUGCUGAUCCCUGGCUGAUGCUUGCAGAGAAGGAAGACAGUGACAACCGUGGCUUCUACAGUCUCUCUACCCAAAAGGUUUACCAUUUGAACUUGCCAGAGGCCCGUGGCAGGAAGUGUUUGUCCUCCAACGGUUGGUUGAUAACGUUGGGGCUUGAUUUGGAGAUUCACUUAUUAAACCCCUUUUCUCGGGAACAAAUUCGGCUUCCACCUCAACCAACACUCCCUGGUCAAUUCUCCUAUGAAAUUGAGCCAGAACAUCUCCGCAAUUUUUUUGUAAGUAAAGUGAUAUUGUCCUCAACACCAUCUCAUGAAGAAGAAGAUGAAAAAUGUGUGGUUAUGGCGAUAAUUUCCGAAUACAAUAAAUUAGCCUUCUUGAGAUUGGGAGAUGAAGUUUGGACUCCUGUAGACAGUCAUAUAGGCAUUGCUGAAGUUAUGUACCUCAAUGGUCAAUUCUAUGCCAUCACUAACCGAGGGAAAUUGUUGAUUGUUGACAUUUCCAAUCCUCAUCCAAAGACGAUUGAGUUUGCUGAAACACCAGAGGAAAUGGUAGACGUUUGUGCGAGAUUUUAUCUUGUGGAGUCAGUAGGAGAACUCUUUAUGGUUGCACAGGAUGUUUAUGAGGGUGAUGAAUCCACGACAGUCGAGACUCUCGUUCAUGAAACAGAUGGUUUUGAUGUUUUCAAGUUCAAUUUUGAUAACAGGAAGUGGACGCAGGUGAAGAGCAGCCUGGACAACCGUGCUCUAUUUGUGGGUUUUAAUUCCUCCUUCGCCAUAUUCCCCUCUAACAACCAUUUAGGAUGUGAACCCAACUGUAUCUACUUCACUGAUGUCGACAUAUGUGGUCUUUGGAGGAAAGGAGCUGGUAAAGACAUGGGAUUGUUUCGGAUGGAGACUGAGGAAGUGGAUGAUCACUAUGUUGGCCCUGACAUCUUUUCUCGUGUUUGUCCGCCUCUUUGGAUUUGUCCUUCUUUCUCCUUAGGGUAGAGG
Molecule: messenger RNA, 1298 nt
Organism: Telopea speciosissima
Lineage: Eukaryota; Viridiplantae; Streptophyta; Magnoliopsida; Proteales; Proteaceae
Product: putative F-box protein At5g55150
Exons: 3
Coding region: 168-1295 (375 amino acids)
Source: RefSeq, a predicted model, not a curated record